AUGAAUCCGCCAGCCUCUGGCUCCGGCGAUGGUGGAGAAGAUGCUGCUUCCGCAACACAGCGCUCGAGCUCAAUCAAUCAGAUGGCUUUCUGUCACGAGUGCGGCAUCGAAAUUCGCCCACUCAUGACACCUGAUCCCACUUGCCCGCGCUGUAAUGGUCAGUUUGUUGAGAUCAUCGACGAGAACUCAGCAGCUGACGGCAUGUCCUUCGCGCUCGAAACUGAUGAAGACGAUGAGAUACCUCUUCCUGGCCAUUUUGCCAGUCUCAGCUCCGUACAAGGUGGAGGACUUCUCAACCACUUGCUCACCGCUAUGGCUACUGGCAGGGCUGCCCAGAGAAGCCCCCACACGCCUGGCUCGUCAGAUUCGAAUCCAAGAACUGCAACUGCCGCAGACAGUCCCGGUCGCAAUCAGAGUCCAUAUACAACGACGAGAUCCGGCACGACAUCAUUUGGACCUUUUGGUCUUCAAUGGAAUGUUCAGUAUGGCUCCGGCGGCGGUGACCCCUACCAGCGAGCUGCUGAGCAACAAGCGGAACAAGACCAAAGACAACAGCAGAACAGCAACUUGCAAUCGCCACCGACUCUAUCCAACUUUCUGCGAUUUGCAUUUGGCGGAGCGGACUCCACCGACGACCCUGCCACACGCCCUGACACUUACUUCCACGAAGAUGGCAUGGGUGGGGCCGGCGGCGUUGCGGACGGCCGUCAUUUCAAUCACGACAACCGUGGCACGUUUCACCAGCCUGAUCGAAGCAAUGAUCCAUCUAGUCGAGACUCAGGCACUAACGCUGGUAGCCCGAACAACGAUCUUCCCCCAGAGCUGUCUGCCUUGCGCAACCUGUUCACCAGUCUGUUCGGUGAGCCUGGUGCUCAAGGCGGCUCUCUGCUCGACGUUCUUGCAGCGGGUGCCCAGGGCGGAGGACCGCGCGGCCAAUGGGGAGACUAUGUGCUUGGCCAGCAAGGGCUGGAUGACAUUAUCAGCCAGCUCAUGGAGCAAACGCAAGGGUCAACUGCUCCUCCACCUGCAACUGAGGACGUCAUCGAAAAGCUCGAGCGGUUCACGUUGGAAGACAAGCAAAGGAUUCAAAAGGCGCGUAACCAGGAUUGCCCGACGUGCAAAGAUGAUUUUCUGCCAUCAUCAGAGGCGAACAAGCAGGAUGGUAGUGGAGAGAAAGGCGAGGAUGCGGAUGAACAGCAGCAAGAUCUCAUCUCGAUGCCUUGCGGGCACAUUUUCCACGUCGAUUGCCUCGUGCCUUGGCUGAGGAUGCAUGGAACGUGCCCGGUCUGUAGGAUCAGCAUUGUCAAGCCCACGGAAGGUCAAGAGGAACAGUCAAGCAGCAACACUACAACACAGCAGCCUCAAGGCUCGUCUGGUGGCAACACUUCUGACGCUUCAGCAGCAAGAGCUACAGCGAUUCCAGGCGGUUGGCCGUCUCCACCCAAUCCGUUCGCCUCGUCAUUCAAUCACAAUAUGCACCAAGGCGUUCAAGUUCCACGCGACUCACCAGAAGUCUCAACCAUGACAAUUCAUCCGCAACCGGCGACGAGCACGACGGUCACCUCGACGACCUAUCCCGCGCAUGUUAUAGGUACGCCCAGUACGACAGGGGCAACAGGGCCGGCCGGCAUAGUCAUCAACAGCAUCAUGUCCAGUCCGCCCAUCGUAAGUGAUCGAGAAGAAUUUUUCGCAGAGCCUCCGUCGAUGGAUGAGUCGCAGCAACAGGCGCAUUCGGGUAUUCGAGAGGAUAUGCGCGAGACGUUGAGGCGGGCAGCUGAGGAUAGAGCGCGUAAUGCGGGUGCUCAAGCUGACGGAUCUACUGGUGGAGCUGGGCAGCGGCAACGGCAACGGCAACGGCAGCCGUGGUUGGAACCGGAUGAGCUGGACUGA
Messenger RNA from Mycosarcoma maydis (corn smut), 1890 nucleotides. RefSeq lists its product as uncharacterized. Gene Ontology annotation, molecular function: ubiquitin protein ligase activity. The transcript has a single exon. The record is from RefSeq and is a predicted model, not a curated record. NCBI's taxonomy places the organism in Eukaryota, Fungi, Basidiomycota, Ustilaginomycetes, Ustilaginales. Bases 1 to 1890 code for a protein of 629 amino acids.